GCACGAGGGCGGGGCGAGAGAAUCCCUUUUCCGGUUUCCCUUCUUAUUUCUCUUUUUCCAGGCAUGUUCGGCGGAGAGGAAGAUUUUUUUGAUGAUGAUGAUUUCUUGCAAGAUGUGUUACAGAUCGAGACAGCUGGAGAUAGCUUGAAUACAAAUGAGUCUGUAUCUCAAAACUUGCCAAAUGCAAGUUUUCAAGAUAAGAAAGUUUGUGAAGAAGUUUUAAAAAAACAGUUUGUUCCACAAAAAAAUGUAUGCGCCAGCAAGUACGUAACUGAUGACAGUUUUGAUUUUAGUGACGAUUUUCCUUUUGAACUGGGUAAUGAGGGUACUGUCAGCGGCCAACAAUCGCAGGGUGAUAACAUGCCACCAGAUUCUACUUUCUCAUCUCCUACACAGCACGAAGAUGGAGAUGGUAACUCUAUCAACUCAAAUAAAAUUAGUGAUGGAAAUGUAGAUUUUAGAUCAAAAAUCCUCAAGUCACUGAAUGUAACAAAGAAAUGUAAUCCUUUGUCACAAGAUAGCUUCAGAACCAAGGUUCUCCUGGAACCUGUGAAAAAUAACAGUAUAUCCACUUUACGGCCAGAAAAGAGGAAGGUGCCACAUGAUGUAUCUGGGAAUGACAAGACCUGUGCCUCCCUUAGCAAAAAAGCUCACUAUGGUGAAAAUAAUGAAUUUACAUUGGUGCCACAAUCAUCAUUACCAGUGAAUAAUAACCAGCAAGCUAAAGGGAAGAAUUUUGCUGUAUAUUCCACACCCAUCAAACCAGAUGCACCCAACAUCUGCACCAUCAGGAGCCCUGGGGGACCACUGAUCCAGAGAAGGAAGUUCCCAGGACCAGCAGGGAUCUUACCUGACCUGGGAUCCAGUGCAACAGAAUCUUCUGUACUAAAACUACAAGAGAAAGCUACUCCAGUUCCUGUGCCUCAG
Penaeus indicus is the source of this 927-nucleotide messenger RNA. RefSeq lists its product as uncharacterized. The annotation marks the transcript as partial. The record is from RefSeq and is a predicted model, not a curated record. The transcript has 3 exons. Lineage: Eukaryota; Metazoa; Arthropoda; Malacostraca; Decapoda; Penaeidae.